Messenger RNA from Cyphomyrmex costatus, 665 nucleotides. It is a transcript of the gene bcn92, whose product is annotated as LYR motif-containing protein bcn92. The coding region runs from base 275 to 550 and encodes 91 amino acids. Gene Ontology annotation, cellular component: mitochondrion; L-cysteine desulfurase complex. The record is from RefSeq and is a predicted model, not a curated record. NCBI's taxonomy places the organism in Eukaryota, Metazoa, Arthropoda, Insecta, Hymenoptera, Formicidae. Gene Ontology annotation, biological process: iron-sulfur cluster assembly. The transcript is spliced from 2 exons.
GAUAAAUUCGACAAACAUCAAAUGCACAAUUUAUAAUAAAUACCAAUAGUAUUAUCAUAAUUUGCGACUAGUAUAAGUUCAUUUAUAUACAUGGAAUAACUACAAGCAACCAUGCAAGCAACUUCAAGACGCCAUCAAAAUAUCAAAUCAGCAGAGUACUUCAUAAUUCUACAUAACCACUAUAACAUAACCAUGUGCCCGGAUCCGGACCGCCACAGUAGAGUCGGAUUAGUUGCAUACAAACUGUAGUAGAUUUUUAAUUUAUAGAAAUAUAAUGGGUCCUACUCGAGAUGCGAUUCUGAGCCUUUAUCGGAAUUUAAUCCGGGAAAGCAAAAAAUGGAACUCGUACAAUUACAGAAUGUAUGCUCUACGAAAAAUACGACACGAAUUCAAAGAGAAUAAAGCAUUAGAAGAUGAAGAAAAGGUUAGGCAGUAUUACGCAAAAGGACAGGAAACACUGUUGAUGAUCAAAAAACAGGUCAUACUGGGUGAUCUCUACAGUACUAGGCCCUUAAUUAUUGAAACUAAAAGCAAACUACCAACACAGUAAAAUAGAAUACGAUUACAAUUAUUUAGUUUAAUAUUGCAUCAUACAUCUGCUUUUAUCUAUCAUUUUCUUUUAAUAUUACAAAAUAAGCUAAAGUUAAGGAGAUCAAUAAUCAUCA